CCUUCCAGAAUUAUCCAUAACAGAAUUCUCUCCAGAAUCUUCUCUGCCUUCUCGCACCUUCGCCUCCUCCUAUAAAUGCACUUCACCUCUUCUACCAUUUCGUCUUCAGCAAGUAAAUAGCUACGAUUCAGCAAACACAGUCGUUUCGUUUGUUCUAAGGACCUACUCUUAAGUCAUGAAUGGCGUCCUCGCUUGCUCUCAAGAGAUUUGUAUCCUCAACUCUCCUCCCAAGGUCUCUCAGACGAACCAUCGCUCCGACUGCCACCUCAGCCUCCCGCUUCUUCAACACCAAUGCUGUUCGUGAAUACGAUGACUCUGUCUCCGGUGAACUCGACUUUGACAGGCGCUCUGCUCCUCGCCGCCGCGAUUUCUUCUCAGAUGUGUUUGAUCCGUUCUCUCCUACAAGGAGCUUGAGCCAGGUCCUUAACCUGGUGGACCAAAUGACAGAGAAUCCGUUGUUUGCCGGGACACGUGGCGGCCUACGCCGAGGUUGGGAUGCAAAGGAAGACGAAGACGCCCUGAAUCUCCGAAUCGACAUGCCGGGGCUGGGUAAAGAAGAUGUGAAGGUGUCAGUGGAACAGAGCACUCUGGUGAUCAAAGGUGAAGGAGGGAAAGAAGGUGAUGAUGAAGAGAGCGUUCGAAGGUACACGAGCAGAAUCGAUUUGCCUGAGAAGAUGUACAAGACCGAUAGCAUCAAGGCGGAGAUGAAGAACGGUGUGUUGAAGGUGGUGGUGCCUAAGGUUAAGGAAGAGGAGAGGAGUGACGUUGUUCAUGUGAGCGUUGAGUGAAAGGCGAGAGGUUUUAGUGAAUAAUUUCGUAAUUGGUAUUUGGUAGCGAGUGUAGUGUGAGGUUACUGUUG
Molecule: messenger RNA, 859 nt
Organism: Pistacia vera
Lineage: Eukaryota; Viridiplantae; Streptophyta; Magnoliopsida; Sapindales; Anacardiaceae
Product: 23.6 kDa heat shock protein, mitochondrial-like
Exons: 2
Coding region: 180-788 (202 amino acids)
Source: RefSeq, a predicted model, not a curated record